This is a messenger RNA of Cyphomyrmex costatus, 612 nucleotides long. RefSeq lists its product as uncharacterized. The transcript has 2 exons. NCBI's taxonomy places the organism in Eukaryota, Metazoa, Arthropoda, Insecta, Hymenoptera, Formicidae. The record is from RefSeq and is a predicted model, not a curated record. Bases 1 to 612 code for a protein of 203 amino acids.
AUGAAGGUACCUAUCUCCAUACAAAUACCUUCAACAUCAACAGAAUCAGCUGCAAUUGAUGAUGAGUCAAACACCAAUUUUCCAUUUGAAUCAGUUUGGAGCAUCGACUUAACAGAAUCUAUAGCAGUAUCUGAAAUAUCUUCACCUGUACAUAGUCAAUAUUCGUCGUCAUCAUCUUCCUCAAUGCUUAUAAACAAAACCAUUGAAACAAAUCCAAUACAAUCCGUACCUUUUUCUCCAUCUGCUACCAAAGAAAUAAAUUCUAAAGAUCGCAUAUCUACAUCAGAAUCAUUUGGCACAUCUACUAUAACCAAAAAGUUUAAAUCCAAAGCGAAUACGGAAAUCGUUGUACCUCCAUGUGACAACUUUGCGAAGCGAAAGAAGAAUAACAUGGAUGGUUUUCUCGGACAAGCAGUACAGAUGAUGGAUAAGAUGGCUAAUACUGUUGAAAAUGUUGUGUCACACAAGCAAAUCAAACCAUCACUUCCUAAAAAUAUUGCAUUUGAAUCACUGUCUGCCACAAUUGCUACCAUAAUGGAAGAUGUUCCAAAAGAGAAGAGGACGAAAUGUUUGAUUAAGGUUUUACAAGUCAUUGAAGAAUUUAUUGAUUAA